AUGUCCAGGCUGUCCCACAGGAUUGUCAAGGAAAUACAGGGUUUACUGGCAGAAUCAGUUCCUGGGAUAAAAGCAGAACCAGAUGAAAUCAACGCACGUCAUUUUCACGUGGUCAUUGCAGGUCCAAAGGAUUCCCCCUUUGAAGGAGGGACUUUUAAACUUGAACUUUUCCUUCCAGAAGAAUACCCAAUGACAGCUCCCAAAGUACGUUUCAUAACCAAAAUUUAUCACCCUAAUGUGGAUAAGUUGGGAAGAAUAUGUUUAGAUAUUUUGAAAGAUAAAUGGUCUCCAGCACUACAGAUACUCACAGUUCUGCUCUCAAUCCAGGCUUUGUUAAGUGCCCCCAAUCCAGAUGAUCCGUUAGCAAAUGAUGUAGCGGAGCAGUGGAAGACCAAUGAAGCCCAAGCCAUAGAAACAGCCAGAGAAUGGACAAGGCUCUAUGCUAUGAAUAAUAUUUAA
Molecule: messenger RNA, 459 nt
Organism: Dromiciops gliroides (monito del monte)
Lineage: Eukaryota; Metazoa; Chordata; Mammalia; Microbiotheria; Microbiotheriidae
Product: ubiquitin-conjugating enzyme E2 N-like
Exons: 1
Coding region: 1-459 (152 amino acids)
Biological process (GO): protein K63-linked ubiquitination; DNA damage tolerance
Cellular component (GO): nucleus
Molecular function (GO): ubiquitin conjugating enzyme activity
Source: RefSeq, a predicted model, not a curated record